AUGCCGUUCGCCUCCGCCUCCAUUGGCAAGUCCUUCCGUAACGAGAUCUCCCCCCGUGCCGGUCUUCUGCGUGUGCGUGAGUUCCUCAUGGCCGAGAUUGAGCACUACGUCGACCCUGAGGGUGGUAAGAAGCACCCUCGCUUCGUUGAGGUCAAGGAUGUCGAGAUGUCUCUGCUGGACCGCGACGUGCAGCUGUCUGGCAGCACCAAGGUCUCCAAGAUGACCAUCGGCAAGGCUGUUGAGACUGGUCUAGUCGACAACGAGACCCUGGGUUACUUCCUGGCCCGUAUCCAGUCCUUCCUCUUGAAGCUGGGCGUUGACUCUAACAAGCUGCGCUUCCGUCAACACAUGGCCAACGAGAUGGCCCACUACGCCGCUGACUGCUGGGAUGCCGAGCUGCAGACCAGCUACGGCUGGAUCGAGUGUGUCGGCUGUGCCGAUCGCAGCGCCUACGAUUUGACCGUGCACAAGAACAAGACCGGCGCACCUCUGGUUGUGCGCGAGACUCGCUCUGAGCCCCUGCGCAUCGAGGAGUGGCAGGUUGAUCUUGAGAAGAAGAAGUUCGGCCCCCGGUUCAAGAAGGAUGCCAAGACUGUCGAGUCCGCCAUCGAGGCUCUGUCCCAGGAACUGCGUGAGAAGCUAGCCUUGGACCUUGAGCAGCAGGGCAAGAUCGAGAUUGACAUUGAAGGUGUCGGCUCUGGCAAGGUUGAGCUGGAGAAGGACCUGAUUAAGAUCGAGAAGCGCACCCGUGUUGAGAACAUCCGCGAGUACACCCCCAACGUUAUUGAGCCGUCCUUCGGUAUUGGUCGUAUCAUGUACAGCAUGAUCGAGCACGUCUACUGGUCCCGUGCUGGCGACGAGGCCCGCGGUGUCCUCUCCUUCCCCCCAUCCAUCGCUCCCACCAAGGUUCUGCUGGUGCCCCUCUCCACCAACACAGCCUUCAAGCCCCUGACUCAGAGCCUGAGCUCGAAGCUGCGCCGUCUGGGUGUUUCCAGCCGUGUAGACGACUCUUCCGCCAGUAUUGGCAAGCGUUACGCUCGUAACGAUGAGCUGGGCACUCCCUUCGGUAUUACCGUCGACUUCCAGUCCGUCAAGGACAACACCUUCACUCUGCGCGACCGCGACACAACCAAGCAGGUUCGUGCCAGCGAGGAGGAGAUUCUGCAGGCCCUCAAGUCUCUCGUCGACGGCGACGAGACCUGGGCCGAUGUGGCCAAGCGUCUGCCCGAGUUCACUGGCCAGGAGAUCGAGUAA
Molecule: messenger RNA, 1254 nt
Organism: Penicillium daleae
Lineage: Eukaryota; Fungi; Ascomycota; Eurotiomycetes; Eurotiales; Aspergillaceae
Product: glycine--tRNA ligase
Exons: 2
Coding region: 1-1254 (417 amino acids)
Biological process (GO): mitochondrial glycyl-tRNA aminoacylation
Cellular component (GO): cytoplasm; mitochondrion
Molecular function (GO): glycine-tRNA ligase activity; ATP binding
Source: RefSeq, a predicted model, not a curated record